AGCUUUCAAUAUGGCAGGGCCAGCAACAGCGUCGACCGCGAGUCCAGCAGCUUCGGACACAAUGCCUGAGCGUCUGCCCAAGCACAUCCGUGCUGUCAACGAUUCGAAGACGUACAAGGUUCACGAGCGAACAUUGAUCAUCUGUCUGGACGGCACCGGCGAUAAAUUCGAUGCGGACAACAGCAACAUCGUCCAUCUGGUCGGCUGCUUGAAGAAGGACGACCCAACUCAAGUAACUUACUACCAGACUGGCAUUGGCACGUACGAUGGCGGAGGCUUGAGUAAUGGUUUCAAUGCCUCUCUGGACAUGGCCGUCGGUAGCGGUCUUGGAGUGCAUAUCCGGGAUGCGUACAAGUUCCUCAUGCAAGCCUACAACGAAGGCGAUAAAAUCUGUCUCUUUGGCUUCAGUAGAGGGGCCUACACGGCGAGAUGUCUCGCAGGCAUGAUCCACAAAGUCGGACUUCUCCCUGCCCACAAUGUCGCCCAGGUAGAAUUUGCAUAUCAAUUCUACAAGGACGACUCCGCCGAGGGAUGGAAGAUGUCGCGCGAUUUCAAGCGCACAUUCUGCAUCGAGGUCAACGUCCACUUCAUCGGCGUGUUCGACUCUGUCGCCAGCGUGGGAUUCAUCCCGAGGAAGCUUCCGCUCAGCGCGACUCCCACCAACAAGCCUCUUUAUUUUCGGCACGCCAUCGGUCUGGACGAGCGAAGAGCGAAGUUCAAGGUCUCUCGAUACCAGUUUCGGGAAAGUGUCGAGUCACAAGAGCCUGGAGGCGAAGACAAGUGGAAGGUCGCCGCCCUGCAUGAGCAGUCUGUCAAGCAGCCGAUCAAGCAGUCGGGCGCCAAUACAGGGGCCGAAUUCAACGGAACUCCUGCCAAUGGUUCGGCACACCCCGGAAAACGGCAUCAACCUGUGACGGCGCAGACUGACAGUCUGGAGGUAUGGUUUGCAGGUUGUCAUGCUGACGUUGGAGGAGGUGCGGUCAAGAAUGAGGUCCGCCACAAGCUAUCGCAGAUACCGCUUCGAUGGAUGAUUCGGCAAUGCUUUGAAUGCGACACCGGAAUCAUCUUCAACACCCAUCGGCUCGCGGAGGAGGGAUUGGAUGUCCACACAUUGUGGCCUCGAUACAUUGCUUUGGGACGGCCCACCGCACCGCCACCGAAGCACCUCAUGGAGAAGUACAGGGCCGGCGAGAUUGGCCCGAUCAGUAGGAGGACCACGGCAUUGGAGGAUGUAGGCGAAGACGACAACGAUGACCGUGACGAAGGCUCGUUCCAGUUGAGAAUCUGGGAAGACGACGAAAAGCAAGUCCUCACGAAUCUUUACACGCCGGAGCAGACGGAGGACUUCUUUGAUGCCAUAUCACCCUUGAACGACCAGCUAAAGGAUGCUAAGGGAUGGUGGGCGCUUGAACUGUGGCCGAUAAAGGUGAGGGUGCAACCAGAGGGAUCCGAACAGUGGGUGAAGAAGGUACGGAUGAAUCUCGGUCGAUAUCGUCCUGCGCAAGAGCUGGCACCCAAUCUGCACUGGACGGUACAGCAGAGGAUGGAGGAGAAAGGAUACCAGGUGAAGACGCGGACCAGCAAGAACGCGAAGUGGAGGAUCGUGGUGUGA
This is a messenger RNA of Zymoseptoria tritici IPO323, 1612 nucleotides long. RefSeq lists its product as uncharacterized. The coding region runs from base 11 to 1612 and encodes 533 amino acids. NCBI's taxonomy places the organism in Eukaryota, Fungi, Ascomycota, Dothideomycetes, Mycosphaerellales, Mycosphaerellaceae. The record is from RefSeq and is a predicted model, not a curated record. The transcript has 3 exons.